GCGCAUUUUGUUUUGUGUAUUUAACGGAAACUCAAACUCAGAAUCGACACAGUAUUCCGGGCAAUUCAGCAGUGUGCAAUUCGGCGGUGCCAACGAAAUACUUCAACAAAUCUCAAGCAACCCUUAAACCUCUCCUUGCAAACUAAACCGAAAAAAAGUGCAACCUUUGUGUUACCCUGUGUUUUCGAGCGUUCAACGUAGAGCAAAACAAAUUCAAUAAUAAAAAAUGGCUAGCCUGAAGUGUAUACUUGUACUCACAAUCGCUUUCUUUGCGAGCGCUGUGUUGGCGCGACCAGGAUACGCUGUCGACUAUUAUAAUCAUCCCAAAUAUGCAUUCAAUUAUGGUGUAGCCGAUCACACAACUGGCGAUGUGAAGUCACAACAUGAAACUCGCGAUGGUGAUGUUGUUAAAGGUCAAUAUUCACUUGUCGAACCCGAUGGCUCUAUACGCACAGUCGACUACACUGCCGAUCCCAUAAAUGGUUUCAACGCAGUCGUUACGAAAUCCGGACCCACAGUGCACGCACAAGCGUUAGUGCCCGCACCACAUUACGAACCAGCACCAGUGGUUAAGCAUGUUGCGCCAGCGCCUGUUGUGGUGCCAGGACCAGCGCCGUAUGCCCCUAAACCUUAUGCUCCCAUUGCUCCCAUCCACUACGAUUACGACGAUUACGGUCAUGGUGCUCAAUACGACUAUGUGCCCCAAUAUAGCGGUCAUUAUGGUGGAGGUGCCGGUUACAAUGCUCACUACGACGGACACUACGGUGGACACCAUGGCGGUCACUAUGGCGGCCACUAUUGAGCGGUUGACAGCAGCAGCGCUCACAGCUGAGUACAACUCUUUUCGGCUUCGUUAAUUGUGUUGUUGUUGUUGUUGACGAGCAGCAAUUAGCACUUUAAAGCCACUAUAUAUUUUUUUUCUACGUUAUAUCUUCCAUACUUACUGCCUACAACUUACUCGCCAAAUGCUUUGUACCCUUCGUAUAUAUUUUAUAACUGUAACUAUUUACCGCCAGCAAUGUCCAGCAAAGUAGUUCAUAAGUUUGUAUUGUUUAUGUUUUAUUUUUUUAAUUUUUAGUUUUUUUUUCAUAUUUUUAUUGUAUUUUAUUGGUUUUUGUACGUUAUGUAUUGUGUGCAAGCUUUAAAUUUUCGAUUGCCUUUGGAGCAAAAGACAGCUCUGGCGAACCGAGCCGAUGCGUACGCGUAUAUCCACCAUUCUUGUAACAAUAAUAUUUAUAAUGAACGUUUGUAUGUAAGUGAUGAAGAUGAUGUACAAUAUAUCAAUUAUUAUGUAAUUUUUUAUUUUAAUUUGUAAUAAAAUACAAUUUUUGUAACGCGACAAUAAAACGAAUACUCAAAAAAUAA
Zeugodacus cucurbitae (melon fly) is the source of this 1365-nucleotide messenger RNA. RefSeq names its product cuticle protein 19 (gene Cpr62Bb). The record is from RefSeq and is a predicted model, not a curated record. Lineage: Eukaryota; Metazoa; Arthropoda; Insecta; Diptera; Tephritidae. Bases 227 to 802 code for a protein of 191 amino acids. Gene Ontology annotation, cellular component: extracellular matrix. The transcript has 5 exons.